Molecule: messenger RNA, 1262 nt
Organism: Schizosaccharomyces octosporus yFS286
Lineage: Eukaryota; Fungi; Ascomycota; Schizosaccharomycetes; Schizosaccharomycetales; Schizosaccharomycetaceae
Exons: 3
Coding region: 267-767 (166 amino acids)
Source: RefSeq, a predicted model, not a curated record
CGUAAUUCUAGCAAAAUACAGUUUGUGACGGACAUGACAUGCCAUUGACAUACAAUUCUGUUUAUAAAAACCAUGUGAGGAUCCAUUUGUAAUUCUAUUGAAUACUUUAAAGAAAUCUUGUCUUCAGUAUUGAGCAAAGGUCCUAUUAUUUUGCAGCUGAUUCUUGUAAAUCAAGGCUAACAAGGCAUUCUUUCCUUAAUAUUUCUUGGUUAUCUUGUCUAAUACGAAAGCUCGUCUUCUCACUUUAUUAGAAAAACUAUUUGAAAAUGAAAGAAGCUACUAUUCCUGCUUCAAAUGCUGAUGUCUCACUGAGGGUACUCAAUGAUGAAACCUCAGAAACUAACGGACCUGUUUCGAAUUCUGAUGACCUUCAACAAAAAGCUUGUCUUGAAACAAAGAAGAAUCACAUUACUGACGCUAAUCAUGAUGACUCCUCCAAGCCGUUCAAUCAUGAAAGGCCAGAUACUCAAAUUCACUCAGAUAGCUUGCCGCCUCCAUACUCAGAAUUACGAAACAACGUUGAUUUGGAAUCUGGCAGAGAAAAGAUCAAGGAUCGUAUGCCUUGGUGGGAAGUACUGAUUGACAGUCUGUUUAUUGUCUCCACAUUAAGCUUAGCCUGUGGCUUAAUUUUAUAUUAUUUUACAGGAACAGCUCCAAAACAAAAAAUCUCUUGGACGAUUUUAGGAGUUUGGCAUAUAGUUUUAUUUAUGUUCCUGAUAGUAAAUUUUAAGAGAUGGUUUCUAAAGAACAGAAAAAGCUCUAACUAGAGACUCGAACUUGUUAUUAAUUUUGGUGGUACAACUUCUUCGCAUGUCAAUGAUUGUCCGCUAGUUAUCUAAGGAAUGUUAGUUCAGCUACGAAGAGCUUUCAUUGAGAAUGGAAUACUUCUUUAAUAUAACAUUUAUUUGAUAACAGCAAGUAGUCUUUCUGAGACAUAUGUGUACUAUGAUUCAGCUGGAUAGGCAGGUUUUAAGGAUGGGCUGUACCCUACUGCAUAUAUGUGAGCACAAUUGAUCAAUGAUUAGUACAUAGUUGUGAAGGAAAGAAACAAGUAUCAGCAUGAAACAAGUGGAACUUUGCUUUAUUGAGAAAAUAGAAGAUGGAUCAAUAGGAACAAAAGACGUAAAAGAAGACUAGAUUCAAAAUAGUUUUAUGUUCUAUUUUUAAAUGCGAUCCAUCAAAUAUAAUACAAAAGAGACUUUAUUACAUAAUAUAAACAACAGCUGGUUUAAAGCAAAGAAGCUUUGCUUUAUCAAGAGGAA